GUUCGACCUUUCACUCUCUCCCACCAGCGCAUGGUCGGAUAACACUUUCGACAUGAACGCGGUCGAUGCUUCGUCACACGAAGAAGUGGCCGAGACGAGUGAAGCUCCCGCGCUCUUGACCAUCAUCCUCGACACCAACCCGCACGCCUGGGGCCUGUUGUCAUGCACUCUCCCUCUCUCGACCCUGAUCGCAAACCUCCUAGUCUUCAUCAACGCCCACCUCGCCAUCAACAACUUGAACCAAGUCGCCGUAGUCGCCUCACACUCCGACAGCGCCCGCUUCCUCUACCCAACCACACAUGACGACCUACGAGUACCACACGGCCAGGCCACCGACAUACAGAAUGACGCCAACAAAUACCGCCCUUUUGCCCAACUGGAAAAGGCCUUGACCACAAACCUGCGCGCUCUCCUCGCCACAACAACACCCGAACACCUCCAAGCUUCCACGUCAACAAUGCUGUCUGGCGCUCUCACCCUCGCCCUUACCUACAUGGCCAAAGCCACCCUCAACGCCCCAGGAAGAGCAGGAGACGGUGGCUACGAUGCCGCAAAUACCGCCGGAACCUUUGUCACAUCCACCGUAGAUGGCACAACACAACCCUCACACACCGGCCUCCAAUCCCGCAUCCUCAUCCUCUCGGUCAGCGGCGACAUCGCAGACCAAUACAUCCCCAUCAUGAACAGCAUCUUUGCCUGUCAACGCCUCGCCAUCCCCAUAGACAUUCUUACGCUUUCUGCUCAUUCGAAUGCAGAGUUUUUGCAACAAGCUGCUGAUGCUACGGGGGGUGUGUAUAUGGCUUUGGGUGAUCGUGUGGCUGGAUUACUGCAAGUGCUCAUGAUGGGUUAUCUCCCAGACGCAACGGCACGCAAUAAUCUGGUCAAAGCAGGUGAAAGCGAAGGUGUAGAUUUCCGCGCUGCGUGUUUCUGCCACCGGAACAUUGUGGAUUUGGGUUAUGUGUGCAGUAUCUGCUUAUCGAUCUUUUGCCAACCGCCGCCUGAUAACAAUUGUCUUACUUGUGGCACAGCAUUGUCAUUAGCAGGUCAUGCUGCUAAACCGGUUGUUAUUCCAAGGAAAAAGAAGAAGAAGCGAAAGCUUGAUGGCACCACUCCUGCAGAUUCGCCCACACCGAGUGCUGCAGACACUCCCAGAUAAGAGCUUGAAAGACAUAUCUUACUAGAGCACUAAAUGAACAUGACGAAUCUACAUUUGCGGCCAGUCUCACAGUCAUUGUAUAGAAUAAUCAC
Molecule: messenger RNA, 1248 nt
Organism: Aureobasidium subglaciale EXF-2481
Lineage: Eukaryota; Fungi; Ascomycota; Dothideomycetes; Dothideales; Saccotheciaceae
Exons: 2
Coding region: 53-1156 (367 amino acids)
Biological process (GO): regulation of DNA-templated transcription; nucleotide-excision repair
Cellular component (GO): transcription factor TFIIH holo complex; transcription factor TFIIH core complex
Source: RefSeq, a predicted model, not a curated record